AUGGCAGAAAAUACACAACUUUCGUUUCCUCCAGAAGUCUAUAAAAAAAUUAAUUAUCGACAAUAUUUUAAACACUUUCUUUCAUCUUCUUUACGCCCAGAUGGAAGGUCAUUUUUUCAAUUUCGUUCUACUUCAAUAAAUACAGGAAGCCUUACUAAUACUAAUGGAUCAUCUAUUGCAAGGAUGGGAGAUACCAUUUUUGUCUGCGGAAUUCAAGCAGAAAUAGCAAAACCAUCAAUCAAACAUCCUAUAGAAGGAUGGAUAGUUCCUCAUAUAAUAUUAUCACCCAUUUGUUCUGAAAAGUAUAGAUCAGGUCAUAAUCAUGUAGCUCAAGCUAUAUCACAAAAGAUUGUGUCUCUUAUACAAGCGUCUAAUAUGUUACCAUUAUCAUCUUUAUUAAUAUCCAAAAAUAAAGCUGUAUGGAUUUUAUACGCAGAUUUAAUUUGCUUAAAUUAUGAUGGAAAUGCUAUGGAUGUUGCUUGGAUAGCAUUAAUGAGUGCUCUGGAAACAACAAAACUACCUAUAGCAAAAUGGAAUGAAGACACAGAACGUGUCAUAUGCGAAAAAAAGUACAAAAAUCUUGAAUUAAAUCAAAGACUUUUUUCAAUGUCUUUCGGAGUUUUUGAUGGAAAAUAUAUUCUAUCAGAUUUAUGUGAUGACGAAGAGAAUUUAAUCCCAGAAACAAUCAAUAUAGUGAUUGGUAAUAACAGACAAUUGUUUAACAUUAAUAAAACUGGAGGAACUUCAAUGACGCAAGAAAUGAUUUUAUCAUGUAUAGAACUAGCUAAAAAAAGAUAUGAUGAACUAUAUGAUUUAAUCAAUGAAUCUAAAUAA
Molecule: messenger RNA, 834 nt
Organism: Pneumocystis murina B123
Lineage: Eukaryota; Fungi; Ascomycota; Pneumocystomycetes; Pneumocystales; Pneumocystaceae
Exons: 5
Coding region: 1-834 (277 amino acids)
Biological process (GO): nuclear polyadenylation-dependent mRNA catabolic process; exonucleolytic trimming to generate mature 3'-end of 5.8S rRNA from tricistronic rRNA transcript (SSU-rRNA, 5.8S rRNA, LSU-rRNA); U1 snRNA 3'-end processing
Cellular component (GO): cytoplasmic exosome (RNase complex); nuclear exosome (RNase complex)
Source: RefSeq, a predicted model, not a curated record